Chiloscyllium plagiosum (whitespotted bambooshark) is the source of this 2845-nucleotide messenger RNA. RefSeq names its product leukotriene B4 receptor 1-like. Gene Ontology annotation, cellular component: plasma membrane. The record is from RefSeq and is a predicted model, not a curated record. Lineage: Eukaryota; Metazoa; Chordata; Chondrichthyes; Orectolobiformes; Hemiscylliidae. Gene Ontology annotation, molecular function: complement receptor activity; G protein-coupled receptor activity. Gene Ontology annotation, biological process: positive regulation of cytosolic calcium ion concentration; inflammatory response; complement receptor mediated signaling pathway.
CGUCAGAAGCUGAAGCUGUUCUGUCAAUGGAUGUGACCAACUCUACCACAGCGGCCGUGGCUUUGCAUCAAGCCGUCAUCUGUGUUGCCUUCACACUCAUAUUCCUCAUCGGCCUGUUAGGGAAUGGGAUGGUGAUCUGGAUUAUUCUGUGCACCAUGAAGCAGCGUUUUCCCACCGUCAUUUUGAUACUGAACCUGGCUGUUGCAGAUUUCUCAGUCCUCAUCACCUUACCGUUUUGGAUUUACUCAUACGGCGAUAGGUGGGUUUUUGGAGCAUCUUUCUGCACCGGUCUGUUGUACCUGGUCCACAGCACCAUGUUCGCCAGUGUGUUCUUCAUUAUGGUGAUGAGCAUUGAGCGGUUAGUGGCUGUACUGUACCCAUUCACUGCUCAGAAGUGUUGGAGACAUGGUCUAGUAAGGAACGCCAUCAUCAUGGUCUGGGCUAUAUCGUUUCUCCUGGCCGUUCCUGUCCUUACAGAACGCAGAGCAGCGCAAGCUGAAACUCCCCACUGUUCACAGUUGCAGGACAGUUCUCAGCAACAGGAAGGGCUCCUUUUGUUCGAGACUUUAGUGGGUUUUGCCAUUCCGUUUCUCACAUUGUCGGUCUGCAAUGCGCUGGUUGCAAAACGCAUCGACAGGAUGACUUUUCAAGGCAAAAGCAAGUCGGUCAACGUGACCAUAAGGGUCACAAUAGCGUUUGCAGUUUGCUGGCUGCCCUAUCACAUCAGGAACCUGUUCAUCAUCUCCUCAGCACUCUCGAAGAGCUCGAGCCCAGAAGCCUCCAAGAUGUUGCUACAGCUCGCUGAGAAAAUCGAGAACUUGGUUGGAGCUCUGGCGGUGUCUAACAGCUGCAUCAAUCCCAUUCUGUACGCGUUUGCUGCUCGUAGAAUCCAGAAUAAUUUUAUGAUCUCUGGGAUUGCAAAACUCUUUCAACAACUGCACAACUCUUCCGCAAAUAAGUACGCCAAGGAAUCAACUAGCCGAAGAGCCAAUUCACAGCAGUCCAGCUGUUAAGGAUUGUUUGUUUAUUUUACACAUGCAAAUCUGUGCAAUGGUGUAUGUAAACCAUAAAGGUAAACUUUGAUGAUGCUUUUUUUUCCUGAUGCAGUGCUUAGAUUGACAGCAAGUGUAGGGCUUUCAACAGUAGGCCUUCUCUCAGUAGAUAAAAAGAUCACAGUUUAAAAUACAGAGGCAAGAUUUAUUGACAUUUUUCUGCAGCGAUUUUGCAUGCAUCUUGCUUUGUUAUCAACGACCUUAGUUUCUACAAUUGUAAGUUUGAAGAGAUUUGGAAACAUAUACCCAGUCUUUGGUAUUUUGAAUUAAGAUUCUAAUGCUGUAGUUUGAUUAGCAAACAGUGAUGAAUGAUAAUUUAUUCAUUAAGAUUUGAUUAGCAACUCUAUCCCCAAAUUGUGCAUUGAAAAGGGGUCAUUCAAGUUGUCAUAUCUGUUACACAGAAGAAGUACCUAAUGAAUACUUUUGUGAGAAGUAAAAGAGAUAAAUUGCUGACUCAGUUCACUGCUAGGUAUAAUUGAGUCAUGUCAAGCUAACUAUCCCUUGGCCAUUUUUCUGGGCCUCAGUAACUUCAGUUUGGUAUCAGACUAUCCAUCCCUACCCUUACAGUGCAAUCUGUCUAAGAGCAGUGUCCUCCAUCUCAGUAAUUUCUGUUUGGGGUCAGCCUCCCUUUCUCAGUCAGUAUGUUUCUCCUAUUCACUUUAAAAAUUCAUCUUUGUGAUCACUGCCACAUUAUAGUCUACAAAACCAAUCAUUUGACCUCCAGUUUAAUCUCACUGGAAUUUCUCUAACAUCUGUUUGGGAUUUCAAAUGCUGCUUGUAACAAAUUGCUGGAGAAACUCAGCAGGUCAAGCAGCAUCUGAGCAGAGAAAAUGGUCAACGUUUUGAUCCAGUUAUUGAACUCAAAGCAUUGACUCUGCUUUCCCUCCACAGAUGCAGCCAAACCUGUUGAGUUUUUCCAGCAAUUCCCAUUUUUGCUGGUGUCAGAUCUCCAGCAUCCAUAGUUCUUUGUUUUAUUUUAGUUGUAAUUAUUGAUAUACAUUUUGUUAAAGAUGAAUAAGCAUUUUACUUGCCUACAAUAAUGAAGGUGACGAUAUCAUUUUGUGAUCUGUGGAAGUACUUAGUUACAAUUUCUUUGUAUUCCUGUUGCUAAUAUUUUCAGAAUAAAACUUAUUACUAUGGUUGAACACCGACUGAAAUGACUGUACAAGAACUAAAGGGUGUGGGUACUCCCGAACACAAACUUCAUUUUGGAUGAUUGGAAUCUUUAAAAGCUUGCUGAUUGAACCAUUGUUCAUAUAUUUUUCCAACCUAUUUUAGCUUACACAAGCUGAUGUUCACUGACAAAAUUUGUAGAAAAUCCAGUGAAUUUGAAGACAUUUCCCAGUCAUUUCCCCAGUCAUUUCCCAGUAUAAAGCUAUAAUUUUGUUGCUAAAUAACACAAUUUCUGCUAGAAAUCACUACAGUAAUGUUCUUAAGUCAGUACUGAGGAACCCUGCCACACCCACUUCACUCAUGUAAAAUUCCCUCCUUUUUGUAAUGCUAAUCUGCAUUAGUUUUCAGGAUCCACAUGAGUGUCUGAUGUUGGGUAGUUUUCAUAAUUUGUGAAGAAUUUGAAGAUAAGAGACUUUUUUCACUGGAUAUUAGGAAGUUGAAAGGUGACCUUAUAGAGGUUUAUAAAAUAAUGAGAGAUAUAGAUAAGGUGAAUGGCAGGUGUCUUUUCCCGAGAGUGGGGAGUUUCAAGAGUAGAGGGCAUAUUGUUAAGGUUUGAGGAGAAAGAUUUUAAAAAGACCUGAGAAGCAAUUUUUUUUUACACAGAGAGUAAUUCGUGUGUG